AAACUCAAUCUCAAAUCUGUCGUUCGCCGCUGUAUAGUUUGCUUGUCACCUCGGUGUUCACAGUCGGUGUUGCACUUGGAUUUGGCCGAUUUUGACGUGUGAGUUGUGACAGUAUUGCAACUUGGUUGCAAUAAAAGUGAUAUAAAAUAAAGACAACCUGUAAUGAAAUUGUGAUAAAAUGGCAGAAAGUAAAGGUGCGCUUAUUGCGAAAUCAGUGCAAAAACAUGCAGGACGAGCGAAGGAAAAGUUCCUCCAGAACCUGGGUAAGGUGGACCGCACCCUUGACGACAUAUUCGAGGAGCACCUACAGAACUUCAACCGACAGCACCAGCAGGCGACCCGGCUGCAGAAGGAGUUCAACAACUACAUACGAUGCAUCAGAGCGGUGCAAACGGCGUCCAAGUCCUUAAUGGAGGCGAUCACGGAAGUGUACGAGAGCGGGUGGUCGGGGCACGACAUGCUUUACGUGCAGGCUCAGAGCAUGGAGAUGCUGUGGCAGGACUUCUCGCACAAGCUCGGCGACCAGGUGCUCAUACCGCUCAACACAUACACCAACCAGUUCCCGGAGCUGAGGAAAAAAAUAGAGAAGCGCGGCAGAAAGCUGGUGGACUACGACAGCCAGAGGCACAACUUCCAAAACCUGCAGGCCAACGCCGCCAAGAGGAGGGAUGAUGUUAAGAUCACCAAAGGUCGCGAGCAGCUGGAGGAGGCGCGGCGCACGUACGAGUCGCUCAACUCGGAGCUGCACGACGAGCUGCCGGCGCUGCACGACUCGCGCGUGCCCUUCUACGUCACCAACCUGCAGACGCUGUUCGCCGCCGAGCAGCUGUUCCACGCCGAGACCAGCAAGGUGUACGCGGAACUGGAAGCGAUUACAGAUAAGCUGGCUACGGAGUGCCAGCGCGGCUCGUACAAGAAGCCCAUCGCCAACAACGUCAAGGCUGAAAUCGCGCCGCACAACGGCAACUCUACCGUGCAACCCAACGGCGACUUGCCGUCCGCGCCGCCGUCGCCCGACAGCGCUGCCGACAACGCGACUGCAGCCAACGACAACGCAACGGCCGCUAACGGCACAGCAACUGCUGCCAACGGUACUGAAACUGCAGCCAACGGCACUGCGGCUGCGGAUAACGGUACUGACAGCGGCGAAGCGACGCCGCCGCCGCGCUCGCCGCAACGACACAACGGAGAAGCCAAGGACGAUACGUAUGAUGUACCAGCAGGGACCCCCGUCACACCGGAGAGAGCCAACAAUAACGUUGAGAAGAAAGAGUUGGUCGACAAUCAGAGCGCGGUAGAGAAAGAGAAGGGAAGCGAAAAAGAAAAGGACGCGCAGAAAGAGACAGAUAACCAAGUUCAAAAAGAUGAAGUGUAUGAUAUACCCGUGGGCGCGACGCUCGCCGGCCUGCCCGCGGGCACGCUGUACCGCGUGCGCGCGACGUACCGCUACACGCGCGAGGACAGCGACGAGCUGAGCUUCGACGUGGGCGACGUCAUCCGCGUCGUCGAGUACGACGAUCCCGAUGAACAGGAGGAAGGCUGGCUGAUGGGCAUCAAGGAAUCGACGAACGAGAAAGGCAUGUUCCCCGCCAACUUCACGCGUCCCAUCUGAGCGACCAUCCCUCUCUGCACCCCUCCGUCAGUUGAGACAGCGAUGCUGACCGAACAGAGGGCUCGAGUUUCAGGGCUUUACCCGCGCAAAACCCUCAAACUCUCGAUUAGGACUCAGGAGUGAACGUUUGGCGACUCGGUUUUAUGCGGAACUGAGACAAAAAUACGAUAUAUUUGUCUCAGACCCAAUCUAGAAAGGUUGAGAAAUGAAAUAGCAACUGGUUCCCAUGUUUUCUCACUCACACUUUAUAUUACGUACGAGCGAAUAAUAUGAUGUGAUGCGUGUGAGCGAAAAAGCAUGACCAGUGACCACCCGACGCCAUUUUAUCUUGUUGCGAAUUUAAAGAAAAUGGCGAUGAUUUUGACAGAGAAACUGACAGUUGUGACUGUCAAAAGCUGUCGCACUUUGAUUGAUCGCUUUCCCGCCAAACGCAGCAUUGUGGCGACAUCUGGGCAUCUUUAGUCAAUCGAUUCUCGCCCAGAUGUUUUCAUCGUGUAGAUUCACUCCGAAUUGUUUUCAGUUUCUAGUGCUUAGUUGUUGAGAGUUGAUAGAUAUAUAUUAUUUAUUAUAUUACAACGAAUUAUAAUCUGUCUUACCGUUUACUUUAUUUAAAUAUUUUUUUUCGAAGGCAACACUGAAUCUGUAAAUAAAACGUAUCGCGAUACACUAAAUCGUAAUCGUGAAUUGUAGGUAUUUUUAAAAAUCACAUAUCUUUUUACGUGUUGUAUAUUUUUGAAAGAAAUUUUGAUAAAAUAUUAUAACGAUGUUCUAAUUAUUAUUGCUCAGUCGUAAUUGUUAAAUAAUGUAAAUGGGAAGUGUCCUUAAUAUAAAGUUAUGAAAUGAAUAGAUACUGGAGAUCAAAAUAAUCUUUAAUUCAAGCCGACUAAAUCAUGACUGUAAUAAACUUGACAUAUUAUUGUUUGGGUUGCCAGUAUUAAAAAAGUUGAGUUGUCAGUAUUAAACAGGUCUUAUAUUAUAUUGAAAAAAAUAUAUAGCGGCUACCAUAUUAU
Messenger RNA from Aricia agestis (brown argus), 2622 nucleotides. It is a transcript of the gene Amph, whose product is annotated as myc box-dependent-interacting protein 1. Gene Ontology annotation, cellular component: plasma membrane; cytoplasm. The transcript has 10 exons. Gene Ontology annotation, molecular function: phospholipid binding; protein binding. Lineage: Eukaryota; Metazoa; Arthropoda; Insecta; Lepidoptera; Lycaenidae. The record is from RefSeq and is a predicted model, not a curated record. The coding region runs from base 179 to 1612 and encodes 477 amino acids.